CAGAGCGGAGCUCCGCCAGCGGACCAGGAGGAGGACGUAGUGAGGAUUCCCAGCAGCCCCCUGGAGAGCGAAAGCUGGACCGGCUGGACCCCCGGAGGAGGACCCGAGAGAGAGCACGUUGCUACGGGAGAGGCCUCAGUUUAGGUAACAGGCUGCAGUAUGUUCACCUCAGUGAAGGCCUUCGAGGGGCAGCAGUACUCCACCCUGAAGAGGCAGAGCUUACAGAGUGGCCUGCUGUUUGAGGACCUCCGCUUCCCCGCCACUGAUGACUCGCUCUUCUAUCAGGGCAACAGGAUUGGACGUGUGGUCUGGAAGAGGCCGCGGGAGCUGUGUGAGGACCCCCACCUGUUUGUCGAUGGCAUCAGUGCACAUGAUCUACAUCAGGGACAGCUGGGAAACUGCUGGUUUGUAGCAGCAUGCUCUAGUCUGGCCUCCAGAGAGUCUCUGUGGCAAAAAGUCAUUCCAGACUGGAAGGAGCAGGAGUGGGACCCGGAGAAGCCAGACUCAUACGCUGGAAUUUUCCACUUCCGAUUUUGGCGUUUUGGUGAGUGGGUGGAUGUGGUGAUUGAUGACAGGCUACCGACAGUGGACAACCAGCUGGUCUACUGCCACUCCAAUGACAGCAACGAGUUCUGGAGCGCCCUGGUGGAGAAGGCCUACGCCAAGGUGUAUGGCUGCUACGAGGCUUUGGAUGGGGGUAACACAGCAGAUGCCCUGGUGGACUUCACAGGUGGGGUUUCGGAGCCUGUGGACCUGCUGGAGGGUCAGAUGGCAACGGACGAGGCAGCACGGAACCAACUGUUUGAAAGAGUUCUGAAGGUCCACAACAGAGACGGCCUCAUCAGCUGUUCUAUCAGGGCUACCACAAUCGAGGACAUGGAGGCCCGGCUGGACUGCGGUUUAGUCAAAGGCCAUGCCUACGCUGUGACAGAUGUUCGGAAGGUGCGGCUUGGUCACGGGCUACUGGCUUUCUUUAAGUCCGAGAAGCUGCACAUGAUCCGCAUGCGGAACCCCUGGGGAGAGAAGGAGUGGAGUGGCCCUUGGAGCGACAGUUCAGAGGAGUGGAACAAAGUAAGCAAGAGUGAGAGAGAAAAGCUGGGCGUCACUGUGCAGGAUGACGGCGAGUUCUGGAUGACCUUCGACGACUUCUGCCAGUACUUCACAGACCUGAUCCUGUGCCGCCUCAUCAACACCUCCUACCUGAGCAUUCACAAAACCUGGGAGGAGGAGGUGAUGAGGGGCUCCUGGAUCCACCGCCAGGACCCCCUCCGAAACAGGUCCGGAGGCUGCAUCAAUCACAAGGCCACCUUCCUGCAGAACCCCCAGUAUGUGUUUGAUGUGAAGAAGGUGGAGGAUGAGGUGCUGAUCUGUUUACAGCAGAAAGAAAAAAGAGCCACACCCAAAGAGGGCAAAGGGGAAAACCUGGCCAUAGGCUUCGAUAUUCACCGGGUGGAGCUGAACCGGAAGUACCGUAUGCACUCGGCCCAGCAGAAAGUAGCGGGCUCCAUCUACAUCAACUCACGCUGCGUCUUCCUCAGGAAGGAACUGAAGGAGGGCCGUUACGUCAUCAUUCCCACAACCUUUGACCCCGGGCAGCAGGGUGACUUUCUGCUCCGGGUCUUCACUGAUGUGCCUUCAGACUGCAAAGAGCUGACUCUGGACGAGCCUCCUCAGACAUGUUGGACAGGGAUGUGUGGCUACCCUCAGCUGGUCACUCAGGUCCACGUACUGAAUGCAGAGGGACUGCAGGGACAGGACUCCAAUGGAGAGCUGCACUGCCUCAAUGCCAGUAGGAAAAGACUUCUGAGCAGAGCACCAGCGGUUGAUCCUUAUGUGAUCAUCACCUGUGAAGGAGAGAGGGUUCGUUCACCAGUUCAAAAGGACACGCGGUGCCCAAACUUUGAUAUCAAAGGCCUCUUCUACCGCAAGAAACCCAAGGAUGGGAUCCACAUCGAGAUCUACAACAAGAACAUGAUUGUGGACUCCUUCCUGGGUCAAGUGAUUUUGUUCAGCGACCCCAACGAGCGACAGGAGCAGCACACGCUUCACCUGCGCGACAAGGGGAGUCGCCAAGACAACGACCUCCCGGGCACGCUCACUGUGCGCCUCAUCACCUCUACAACACUCACCAACAUCUGAUGCGAUAGAUACAGUUAACAAUCAGCGCUCAAGGUGGCAUUCGCUUGUGUCGUGCCGCUCAUGUCGUCAGUCAGCUGAGCAGUCCUUGCUAAAAUUGUCCUCCAACCAUCGCAAGAGUGUAUUUUCUGCUGCUUGCACUCUCUGUGUCUUUCGUCGUUUCCCCAUCUUCUUUUCUGUCAGCAUACAAAAUAGACUUAGCAAGUGUUUUUCCUGACCUCUGAUCUGGAGGUCUGGAAAAACACAGAUACCUGAAUGGAUGCUGACAUUCCUUUAGAGUAUCUGCACAAGUUUUGAACACAUUGUUGAUAAAAUUGAGUACUAGUGUGUUCAGAAAUUUGUUCUCAAAGUCGAACUGAAAUUUGAAUUCAGAUGUUUGUUUUUUUUUUGACUGAAACUUAAACCAGAAAAUACCUCAGUUAAGAUUGUGUGUUAAAGUUACACCUCAUAUUAGUCAAAAGAUUUGAGAGAGACCACUUUGUCAGGCUAGCUUGUUAAUAACUUGCUAAUUUCAAGUUCCUUCUGGGGUUUUUUUUGUCUGUUUUUUUUCCACCUGAGUCGUUAGCUGUUCUAUGUUCAUCUAAAAUUGCAAAUUACAGUGAGAGGGAAGCUCAUUAGUGUUAAGUAUCUCCAUCGUCGGUCCACGCAAGCGCUAAUGUAUUUGAGUUUUCCAAGAAUUAUGGAAGCUGGCAAGACACUUUGUCAGGCUAGCUUAAAUAGUUUGCUUUUGGGUAAUGUGUUUUCAACUGCCAGGUGGUCAGCCACUCUGUUCAUCCCACAUUACGCAAAAGAGAAGGAGGUUACCAAAUGCUAGGUGUCUUGCUUUGUUUGGUCCAUGUAAAGGCAAUUGUGUUAAUUUGAGUUCCACUAAGGGUAAGCUAGCAAGGCAGAAUUACUUUGUCAGACUAGCUUAAGUAUCUUGCUAACUUUGAGUUCCUUUCCAUUGUUAAUGUUUUUCUAUCCCCUGAGUUAUUAGCAAUUAAGAUUUUCCUCACAUUUGCUGAGAAGAGAGGGAGACUUAUACUUAAACUUACUUAGUUUUCUGUGAUUCUCUUUGUUGUUCCAUGUGAGGGCUAAUGUGUUGUGAAUUUGAAGUAGAAGCUAGCCAGACAAACUAACUUUGUCACGCCACGGUUCCCUUUCGGGUAGUGUCUUCUCACUUGCUAAUUUGUAAGCCAAUCUAUUUUAUCCUAAAUUACACAAAAGAGAGGGAGGUUAGUGUUACGAUGUUUCAUUCCACUUGAGGACAUGACAAACAACCCAGAUAAAGAAGUCAGUUGAAAAAGUUAUUUUUUGAGGAAAAAUGAAUUUUAUUUUCAGUUCGACAUUUGUCAUACAGUAAGUUGCAUAGCAGCGGAUGCCACCACUUAAUUUAUACUCUAUAACCAUAAUCUAUAAAUCUUUUGGAUAGCCUAAUCUCCUAUUAUAAUAUGUACAUGUAUUACACACACAGACAUGGAUAUACAAUUUAUAUGCAGACAUUUCUGCACUCUCCAUGCAUGUGCCAACGUCUCCAAGGGCUAUGCAUUGCCUUAAGGCUGAGUCUGUCUCCACCUUGAGGAGGCAGGCGGGGUUAUGUUAAAACUUAAAUGUUAGCCUCUGUUUCAGUUCCUCCAAACCCACAGACACCAUGCUAAACAUUGUCAUAGUUUCUAUCUCUAUAUACAGACAUAUUCGCUACUCUUUUAUAUCUGUGGAACACCCCCCCACCCCAUGGAUCCACCCCACCCAGACACCUCAACACUAACAGUGCUUCAGAGAGCAUGCAGCACUGUCUGUCACUUUUUACUGUGGACUUUUCCAAAGCCAACAGCAGCUAUUCUUUCCCCUCAGAGCUUUUCUGUGUUGUUCUGUGAGCACGCCCGUGUGAAGUCUUGCCUCCUGUUUUCCAUCGUCACUUGUACCAUACAAAACUCCCUAAGAUGCUUUCUGCCGGUUGCUAUGGACGAUCCCUAAACUGCAUGGCUUCAAAAGGACAAACUGUUUGCCUGUGCUGCACACUUCUUCAGUCGUAGCUUAGCAGCCGGUGUUUUUGAUAGUGCUUUCCCCUUUUGACCCCUCAUGUAUACACCUUUACCAGUACAAUGGAGUGCAAAGAUUCACCCUGACAUAAUCAAGUGCUUUAUGGGACCAAAGAUGAGCCAGGCCCUCCCCUCUUUAGUCCCUUUCGGACCGGCCUGGCCUGGCCUGGCCCAAGCCUAGCUACAAACCACCACCCCCUGUGCCACAUCAUCUCUUAAUGGCAACACCACUGCCUAACGCUUCCUCUGACCUGAGUUUCUUGGCCUGGGCCAAAGACUCAUGCCACGUGACCCAGAGAGGCAGGAGCUUUGCUUCUGCUGUUGGCACAAAGAAGUUAUUAGUGUGUCUGUGUGUGUCUGUGUGUGUGUGUGUGGGUGUGUGUGUGAUUGUGUGUGUGGGCUAGUUUCAGCGCUGCUUUGAAUGGGGUUAUCUGGGAGUGGUUGAGUGAAUGUACAUAUAUCUAUUUAUCCAUAUUAUACCUGAAAGAAAAGAUUUAUGAGUGAAGGUGUGAGCUAAACAACAGAGGAAGCUCACACCUUUAGAGGAAGACCCUGAUGGAUGAGAAAAGCCCUGCCAAAUAUCCUGUCAUCACCUUGGUCCUGACUUUUCCUCCACAGCAAGGUAAUAACAUGGAUCCAACUGCACUUGCAAAGGGAUGGAUUUCUAGUUGCUUUUGCACAUUGAACCAUCAACGGUACAGUGAAAUCUCUGUAAUGAAUCUGACCCUCUAGCACCUGUGCAUUUUGUGACAGAAAAUCUCUUUUUUUUCUCAUUGGAAAAGUGCAAUAUUAUUGCAGAGACUUUCUGUUCCAACUUUGUGGGUUUUUUUUUCUAUGUUUUAAGUCUUGUUCUGUCCUGUGUUUAAUAAGAGGUACAAAUGUAUCAUCAAGACAUUUCCUUUGAAUGUAAGACAAAUGGUAAACUAAUCUCUCAGUCAAACUGUUAAGUCAAAUUUACUCAUCCUAAUUUUUCAGCGCCUUUUUCCAUUACUUGAACUGUCAUUCAUGGUAUUUAAUUGAUCACAUACUUUUGUGUACAGCAUCUUUAUAAAUGUGUCUUGCAUGAGUUCUUUUCCGAUAUGUUCAUGGCCUUGUAUUGUACUGUUAAAUUGUUACUAUAUAUCCUUAUUCUUUCUAUCUCAGUCUUGGAAAUGCUAGUUGAAGCAAUCAGCAUGUCUACACUAAUGCACUUCAUGUCAGUCUGAUCAUAUCAACAGUUUGAAACAGUUAUGUCUUGUAAAGUGAUGCAUUCAUAAUGCCUGUAGCAUUGGCAAACAUAGUUAGCAGCAGUUGUUGACUAUUUAGGUGCUAUUUAUCUUCUCUGUGCUCUUUUAUGUUGUUUGACAAAUGGACAGAAAAAUGGCAGUUUAGACACAACUCAAGUUGAAAAAUGUCUCGUUAACUUGGCAGCCAGUGUUAAAAACUGUAGUGCCAAGCACUUGUAAGGUUAGCCAUGCGAGUAUGUGCCUGGAGAGAAGCCCUUCUUCAUUCCUCACUAAGCACCGCUGAAGUGUCCUUAUGCAAGGCACUAAAAUCCUAAGUGCUCCGGUGGAGCCUUUGCAUGGCCAGCUAUUGUACAGGGCAGCUUCCAGGUGAAACUGUACAUAUCGGUGUAACUCUGCCACUUCAAUUCCUCCCUAGGUAAAUACUGUGAAUAUGUUCUAAAUUAGCCAGUCCAAGCUAACUGAGAGUUUAACGAAGGGUCAGUGGUGAGGGAUUUCGGUGCCAAAGCCAUAGGGUGCUACAUGGAUUUUGGCAAAUUGAAAGCACACAAACCAAGGGGUGACGCUAGAAAGAUGAAACUAAACAUGUAUCCAUUCAUUCCCUACCCCCGAGCUAAUCUGUGUCAGGCUGGCAUUUUGGAUAUUCUCGUCAAAAUUGCACAGGACUGUCCUGUGUAACCUACAUGUUAAAGAUUCAAAGAUCUUUCAAGAUAUCACACAUGGAGAUGCAGUUGGAGGCAAUCAGGUCAGACAGGGCAUUUCCGACAUGGACUGAGGUUUAGGUCAAACAUAUGUGACCCAAAAGUGCUAUAUGGUACAUUGAUGAAUGCUAGUUCAAUGUGAUCGCAAUGACAGAAUGCAAACACUAAUGUAUUAAUGGAAACAAACCACCUAGUGUCAUUGUACAUUUCUGUAAAUUCUUAGCUUUAUUUUCUUUUCAUACAGAGAAAAAUAUAACAGAUAUUAUUUAGUAACCAAAUACAUAACAUGCAUGAAGUUAGCAUAUUUUUAUUUAAAUGUAGGUGUUAUGAACCGUUUAAACAGUGCCUUUACAAAAUAGACAACAGUAGACUGUGUAUUUAACUGAAAUGAAUUUAAACAUAGCUAGUCAUGUAUUAGCUAGUAAGCUUAGUUAGCCAGAAGCAUUUUUUUUUGACUAAGCGCAAUGCAUAACAGUACACACACUUGCAAUGUUAACAUCUGAUUUCUACAUGCAUAGAGACUUAUUUGUUUAUUUUACAUAGUAAUAGGUUAUCAGUAAAGUCAUUUUUCACUCAUCAUUAAAGCCGAAGAAUGACCCUUUUAAUUAAAUAUAAUUUUAAAUGCACUUUCCUCGUGUACUGCAAUUGUAAGACUACAGGAUAUCUACAAGUGCAGAUAAGUGGGGUUAUAAGGGGGGUUUUAUAUGUGCUAAAACUUCAGAAUGUAUUAAAACCUCCAUUUCAGAAAGAAGUCAUUGGAAGUCAGAGUGACCAGAUCCCAUGAGUUUGGAAAGUAUGUAUUUUCAAGAGUUGGAGUUUUUCUUUUCCCAUCGUUUCAGCUCAUGCAGCUUUUCAGUCAGUUUUGCUGAUGCAAAUUUAAGCAAAUACAGUUCAGUAACACUGCAUAUCGAAUACCUGAAGCAAUCAGCGUGAAGUAGCAUUCAUGAAUGUACAUGUUCCUGUUACAAUUCAAGGUCCUUCCAAAUGAUGAACUGUCACUCCAAAGGCCUCCUAAAUCCGACUGGACUGAACUGGAGAUUAAUAUGUUGGAGUAUUUGGGUUAGAGACGUACCGCGUUACCGGAAUCUUAUUGAAACUCAUUAAAUGACAACGGAUCAAGGUGUUCAUCUUCAUGCUUAUGUGCCACAACUGUGCCAAAAAGAGAGAUGUCUGAGUGUUCAGAAUAUUCUGUAUAGAUGUGUGCUAUGUACUGGACAAGUGAGAUAGUUCAAAUGCUUUUUUUUUUUGUUUUUAUUACUUGUCUUCUGUUGUGUUCGUCCGCCAUAAUUUGAUUUGCGUCAUAAUCUCAUUCCAUUGCUCUUUGUUACCUGUUGUAAUCAUUGCAUAUUGCGAUUCCUUCACGUAAGUGUUACUGUACGGCUUUCACUGUUAACACAAGCACAUACGGACUUACAUGUACCAACACACACCCUCCAGCUUGUAGACUAAACAUGGUCAGUUAGACUGUAAGGACCUGGUUUGGUUUUCUGUAAUAGUUCUAUGUUCUGUACAGAGUUUCCGCAUGGAGAAGCCAAAGCAGAUUUUAAAGAACUCAAACAUUUCAGUAAAGCUGACGUACCAGUGGUGACUUUUUGUAUGAAUCCAAAAAUGCCAGUGCAUGUAGCAAAACUGCUUUGACUCUGCUCGUACCAUUACAGUUCAGUUUCUAUAGUCUUGGUUCUUGAAGUGUUGCAAACAGUGCACUGUUGCUACUUUGAUAAACAUACUGUGUGAAGUACAAGGCUUAUGUUGCACACUUGCAUGCACUGAAACUAUAUCCACUUUUGUAAUGUUUUGUAUUCAGUAACCUGCAGUAUACAGUAUGUAUAUAAAAGUAGCAGCACUUUGACUUCUUAGUUAUUAUGGGAUCCAUGUUUUGAUGGAUGUUAUAGAGUAAAUUGUGUGUAUUUAUUUGAAGUAAGGUACAUUCUUGCUCACUACCUCUAGUGGUCAGCAAGAUGGAGGAACCCAUUCAGUUUCAGACCAACUGGAAAUGGGUUUAGAGUGUUUAAGGUGUUUCUUUUUUUGGCAUUUCUUUUAGUUUCCAAAUCAAUUGCGUGAAAGUCUGUGCAGUGGCGGUAUCUUUCAGUAUUUAUUAAAACAGUGACAUGGUUGCAGUUGAGGUUGGCUUGCCUGCAGAUUUUUUAGCCUUACCAACUUACAUACUGCUGCAUGUGGCUUAAUGACAAAUCAUUUGUCAUGUCCAGAAGUAGCGCACCAGGUAUUAUGUUCUCUUAACGACAGCAUUACAGUAUGGAGACUGUAUGUCAUUGAAACUCAUUUGUACCAGGUCACCAGAUACUGUCUGCGUUCUCAUCAUUGACAUUUUUCUCAAAGAUGGAGUCUUGUCCACUCAAGGAAUGAGCUUGUGAUUCUUGUACUUUUCUGCUGAUGUUUAUUAUCUGAAGACUGGGAUACAUACUGCAUGGUGACACUUCUAGAAGAUGCUAUGGUCUUUAUAACAAGUAUCUUUUAUCAGUAUUUUAUAACCUUCUUAAUUUUAUAUAUCUACUUGAUCCUGCGUUCCAACCUGGUAUGUUUACUGAUAGCUAGGUAUCGGAGAGUUGUGCUGUAUGUUCUGUAUUGUGUGCUUGUCUUUGUGUUCUUUUCAGCGUGAGCUUUUCCUUCUUUUUAUCUAUGCGUGUUCAUUGAAUUUGGUUUCUCGGUUACACUGUGGUUAUUUUAUAGCUACAAUCUGAAAUUAUUAUUUUUUCUUUUGUAUUUAAUGUCAACUUGUGGCAUGACUUUGAAAUAAAACCGGAAAACUUCA
Molecule: messenger RNA, 8851 nt
Organism: Sphaeramia orbicularis (orbiculate cardinalfish)
Lineage: Eukaryota; Metazoa; Chordata; Actinopteri; Kurtiformes; Apogonidae
Gene: capn5b
Product: calpain 5b
Exons: 14
Coding region: 160-2139 (659 amino acids)
Biological process (GO): proteolysis
Cellular component (GO): cytoplasm
Molecular function (GO): calcium-dependent cysteine-type endopeptidase activity
Source: RefSeq, a predicted model, not a curated record